Molecule: messenger RNA, 31985 nt
Organism: Pan troglodytes (chimpanzee)
Lineage: Eukaryota; Metazoa; Chordata; Mammalia; Primates; Hominidae
Gene: SLC5A3
Product: solute carrier family 5 member 3
Exons: 2
Coding region: 20926-23082 (718 amino acids)
Biological process (GO): myo-inositol transport; inositol metabolic process; transmembrane transport
Cellular component (GO): plasma membrane
Molecular function (GO): D-glucose:sodium symporter activity
Source: RefSeq, a predicted model, not a curated record
CCCGGGAACCGGCUGGCUUCCGAGCCGCACUCGCCGAUCCUCCAGGCAUGCCCCGCUACGAGCUGGCUUUAAUCCUGAAAGCCAUGCAGCGGCGAAAAUCCCGCUCCGGGUGCCCUUAGCCCAGUUUCAUUCAUCCAAGUUGUGGCCUUUCUUGCGCCUCCAGAAGACACUUUCUUCCCCCUGCUUUUGAUUGAUCUUGAGGUAGGGGAUUUCAGGUUUGGAGGGAUGCUAAGCGAACCAGCAGCCCCUUUCAGGUGACGGCGUGGCCAAGGACGGGCCCGCGGCCCGGAGGCAGCUCACUUCGUCCUCUGUCCUGGGUCAUGUACUCCUCAAGUCAUCGCCGAAAUCCCCAUUCUCCCGUGAAUUCGGAAUUCGGUAACGUAGUUUGGUGUUAUGUUUUUUUUUCUCCACCAGGUGUAAUAAAACAAAAAUCACUGUACUACGUCCGAACUUUGUAAGCACAGCUUCCUACAGCGCUAGAGGAGUGGACGCAUUUUUACGUUUGAAAUUAGGCUCCAGGUCAAUUGCAAGGAGUAUUACCAAGUUUGGUUCAACUUAAGCUCAAUUGAUAAACUAACAAUCACGGAGCGUCGGGAGAUUGUUAGGAAGUGUGCUUUGCAUACUGUUAACUGGGAAGGGACGCCAGUGCCUCUCUCUGAGGUCCAGACAGCCUGGCCAGGCAUGCCAUUGUGUCCCCCAGCUUGUUCUUCAUGGAUUUGGAAGAAGUUAAGAUAGUAUCUGUUCAGCCUCCUGAAUAUCCCUUUUGGCCCUCCUCCUUGCUUACCAGCAUAUGUAACUCCGAAAGGAUAGGAGCAGUGAAAACAAAGCAUUAUUAAAAGGGAAGAUUUUUAAUUAGGUGGAAGUUGUUUAAGCCCUCCCUUCAACUUAUGUGUUUUAGGAAAUGUGGAACCUGGGAAAUUCGUUACUGAAAUUCCUUUUGUUUACUUUCCUCGUCUUGGGGAGGUAGCAGGUGACACUGAAAGAGGCAACCUGUAGGCAAUAAUAUUUGCUCAUUCUGUAACCCUUUGAAACCUUUGAAAUGAAGACUUGCCCUCCCCUUUGUUUUUGCCAUAGUUGCCAAGUAUCUUGGUUAACAUGGCUGCAAGUAUUAAGUGUAUUUCUUUUACCAUAUUUUUUUAUGUCCUGUAAUAACAUAGCCUUUGGAUGUGGAGCACCCAUUUUUCACUCUAGUUCAGAUCAACAGAGUGUAAUUUGGUUAAAAUAAUAAAUAACCUUCCUUGAAAUCUUCGCAUGAGGGAAGGGGGCAAAAAAAAAAAAAAAAAAAAGAAAAAAAGCCCUAGAAAGUAGAUAAUAAAGGUGAACUGCCUCUUGGAGAAAGAGGCCCCAUGGCAGUAGAUAGAAGGUUGUAACAGUGGUGACUUAUGUACAAUGGCGAAGUUAUGUUGAGGAGAUCCUUGACCUAAAUAAAGUAAUAUUAAACAAUAGCUUCUCAGUUAUUUGUUCAAAAACCUAUCUGUAGCUUGUAAAUGUGGCACAAACACAAAGACUUCCAGGUUUUAGACCAGUUUGCUUGCUUUCAGUUUAGGAAAAUAGGAUUCUAAAAUAGGAUGAAUAUUUGGGGGGAAACGAAUUUAAAAAGUUAACUCUAGGCUUAUGAAAUGAAAAAUGCGACUGUGAGCUUGCACACCGGUAGCAGGCCUUGGAGAAACCACAGUUCUAACCCGAGGCACUUUGUGCUUCUGUUGCAAGAAGGGUAUUGAAGCUCCUCAGUUCAAAGUUGCGUAUCUUCCACGUUUUUAGAUUCUUAAGUGUAUACCUCUUUACCCCUUUAAUAUGAUGUAUUUUCCUUUCCUCCCCAAAUCAUUUGUGCAUCUUGGAAUUGAGGAAAAUGCUGUGUUAGGCAACUUUAACAGCAGAUAUGGAAGUUAAGAAACUAUAGUUUUCCAGCCUUUGAACUCCCAGAGCUGCUCUCCUGUUUUUUCUCCGCAGUACUCAGCCUGGAGAGCAUUCUUAGUCUGUUUGGAGAAUAUUAACUCCUCCCUGUCCUCAUUACUUUUUUUUGACCCUAGCUUGACUCCUUUAAAUUGAGCUUGCAAAGUUUUAAAAUUUAAAAUACAGGCCCUGUGUUGGCUGUCACAGUAUCUGGAUUGUAGCAAAGUCAGUUGUGGGAAUGCCCAUUGAAAGAUUUCAGAGUGUAUUAUGUAGAGUCAGUCAUAUUGAACUAUACAGUUGUACAAUUAGUCACCCAGAAAUUCCAAUACUAUGUUUUUCUCAGUUUGCAAGUAGAAGUUGAUUAUGAGUAUCUACUUUUGUACUUCCAAGUUUGGGCAUUUAUGAAUGUAGUUAACUAGUGUUUCUAAGAAGAAAUUUAUUUUCAGGUACCAUAUAGCUUGAUUUUUUAAAAAGUGUGUAUAUAAAAAAAGUUAUUUCUAUUUUCUCCCUGUUUUAGCGUGAAAAGUAGGUAAAAGUGUGGUUAAAUUCUGAAAUAUGACAGUAAAGUAAUGGAUGUUGUGAAACUAGGCCUUUAAAGGUGACAAGCAAUUUGAAAAACCAGUUGUUUAGACCAGUCUUAGUUCAUAUUUAUAGAAGAGUCUCUGGAAUAAAAAGAUUUUAAAAGUCCUGUUACACCCAUAUCAGAUAGCAUCAAGAGAGUUUUAUUCACUUCUGGAAAACACAGUAUUCAAAGGCUGUAAUGUGAAAGGACAUAGCCACAAAGGAGAGACCAAGGCUGCAGUCCCAGGUAGCCUCAUUUCAGUGUGAGGAAGACCUCUGACAAUGGAAAAAGAAAUGGAUUGCCUGUGAGAUGGUGAGGUCUAUAUCCACCUCCACCCUGCUCCCCCUGCAAUGAGAACUUUGAGGUAGAUGAGGAGAAGGGGUCAUGUGUUUGGUGAGUGAGCUCUCUUGUGAGUGGGAAAAUGAUUGAAGCCCUUUGGUUUCACUUGAUAAUUAGAUUUUAAAGGUUGGUAUUUCAGUUAGGUAAAAGACUGAAGUGCCAAUACAUGAAUGGUAAAGCCGCAUGCUGUAUAAUGUAGAGGAGCUUAGGAAAAAAAUGAAACUUUGUAGACACUUUUUAUGCCUUGGGUAUACAGGAAGGAGAAAUCUGAGGAAAGAAAUCUGUGCAAUACAUAAGUAUUUUGUGGUUACUUUAGGAACGCUAAUUACGUCUCGUGCCCUUUUCCCAGAAGGUGUUCACAGUUGGCAUAGAUUAUGAAAGCCCUGAGAUGAUACUUUUCCUAAAAUCUUCUCAUUGGCGUUCAGGAAUUUUUACAUGAAGAAUUAAAGGUUAAUGGCUUAAUAACUAAUUCACUUGCUAAAUGAUUGCAUUGCAUGUACAAUAAGAUAGCAUUUAUAUAUAUAUCUUCAUAUGUUUUUUUAAUAGGAAUAAAGAUAGCUAUUUUGGAAAUCUUAAAUUCUUAUUAAAACAAACAGUAAUUUUUAUGUUUAAUACUCAAUGCAGAUUAUAUUUUACAUUUAGAUAACUCAUUGAAAUAGUACUUUGGUAGGGUAAGGAGUUUUGUGUAAUCUGAGUUUGAGUUCUGACUUGGUUUAAUUUGAAUAUAGAAAAGUAUAAUCGGUUCCUAAAAUUAGAAAACAGUUGGUUUUCUGGUAUAGAGUGAUGAAGAGUUUUUCUCUAAAUGCAAGCCUUUUUUGAUUAGAACACCUGGCAAAAGUUUUGUAUUUGCUCUAGAGUUCUAUUCAAGUUAGGAUGUUCUGAAAGUAAUGCCUAUGAAGUGCCUGUAUUUUAGAUACCCUUUGGAGAUGGAGGGUGCUAAUAAACUGAAGUAUGAGUCAGGUCAACCCUAGGUCCUUGUAGUUUGCUUGGCAAGCAUUUGAUAACUAGGAAAUACUGAAGUUUCUGCUGUGUCUUGGUGGGAGACAUCAGUUCAAACGGAAACAUCUAGCUGUCAAGUGGUCAAGUCUUUUUUUUCUUCCCAUGGGCCCUCCCUAAACAGCUUAGCCUUGUAUCUUUAAUAAUCUCUCUCUGUGUUUUAUCUGCUUGAAACCAGGCAACUUAAAAUAGUUACCUAGUAAUGGAAGACUUGACCCUGUGAACAAUGUUAUACUUUCAUUUGGUAUUAAAUUUUCUUGGGUUACAGCUUAUUGCCGCAGCAAGCUGUUGAAGAAGGAAGGAGUCCUGUUCCUGCCCCUGAGCUACAGCUAAGGUACAAGGAAUGGCUUGGGGGUAAGGAGUCCUUCCUCACCAGAUAUGGUUUGUAUGUAUGAAGACUGCUUGUCAGAAGUUGACAUUUUGCACUAAUUUUUUUCUUAAUUCAUGACUCACACAUUCAAUACUGAUGUUUCUAGAUUUAAAAAAUCUAGGUUAUAUCUAGUAUAUGCAGACUAUUGAAUCUUCUAACCUUUUAGAUUAUAAAAUCAGUUUCAAAAAAUUAAGAGUUCAAAAGCAAUGACGGGAAAAUUCUGAAGUAAUAUUUUUCAUCUAGUGCCUUUGCUGUGUUUGUACUACGACAUGUUUAACUCAUCUAAAAGAAACCUGGAAUACCAUAAUGGGGUUUAACAUGAAGGUGGAAGGAAGGGUGGAGAACAGAUGAUAAAAUACUGUGUGAUUACUCAUGUUAUAAAAAGUUGUUGCAAUUUGAUUAUCAGACUUUUCCUAUUUAAUGUUCUUAGCUUUGUGUUAGAAUUUCCAAUAUACUCAUGAGUUUAUCUGUUUUUAGUGGAAGGCAAUAUUUUUAAGACACGUGUUAUCAACACAUGUAGUUACCUCUUAGGGGAAUCCUUACUUAAGGAAUUAGUCAAAUGAAUGUCUGGUAAGUUAUCAAUUUGUCUAAAGGAAGAACUACCCUUGGGUUUGGAAAGUGACAGUUAAUUCAGCCUCUUAUCCUUUUUGUUGCUUUGAAAUUAGAGCAAGAGUUGGCAGCCUGUGGCUUCCGGGCCAGAUCUGACCUGUCACCUAUAUUUUUGUGGCUUGUGAAGUAGGAAAAGAUUUUACAGUUGAAUAGGUGGGAAAAAAAACAGCAAUACUUUAUGGCACUUGAAUUUCAUAAAACUUUCACAUUUCAGAGUCCAUAAGUAAAGUUACAUUGGAACAUGACCCUGUUCUUUUGUUUAUAUUUAUUAUCUAGUCCUUUACAGAAGAAAUGUGCCAGCCCCUGAUUUAGAGUAUAUAGACACAAUUUUCUAGGUGCAUCAUUUUUCUUGGCUUCUUAUGGUGCCGUUUUCUGAUGUUACUCCCUUGAUUUCUCCCUUCUUCUUUCUGUUUUUUUGAGACGGAGUCUUGCUGUGUUGCCUAGGCUGGAGUGCAGUGGCGCGAUCUCGGCUCACUGCAACCUCUGCCUCCUGGGUUCAAGCGAUUCUCGUGUCUCAGCCUCCCAAGUAGCUGGGAUUACAGGCAUGCGCCACCAGACCCAGCUAAUUUUUUUUUUUUUUUUUUUUUAGUAGAGAUGGGGUUUCACCAUGUUGGCCAGGAUGGUCUCAAUCUGACCUCGUGAUCUGCCCGCUUUGGUCUCCCAAAGUGCUGGGAUUACAGGCCCUCUUCUCUUUAUGUACAAUUCCUUUAACCUUCAUGUGGAUGAUUUGCCGCCUUUUUUAACAAGCUGACAACUCUGGCAUUUUCUGUUCUCUUCUGUGCUGGUUAUGGCCUCCUGGGUAUCCCCUUGGCACUGCAAACUCAGUGUGGUUAAGAACUUAAUGUGUUGCCUAUCCCCAAAGUUGCCUCUGUUAUUGCUUAUUUCUGUUUAUCACUUCUCUGUCUUCUGUCAUCUGGGGCUGAACAAAUGCAGUUCUUUCUUUUCCUGCAGUCUCAAUGCCAUAUAGUCUUCUCUGCCCUAGUUGAACUGCUCGUGUUGUUUGUUUCUUCCUUGGACUCUUGCAGUUUCUUAGCUGGCUCCUGACAUACUACUGAGGGGAGGAUAGCUAAUACCUGUAAAUAUGCUUGUAGUGCAAAUAUAUGUCCUUGAGAUACUUUAAAACACCUAAAUAGGUGCACUUAUAACAAGGAAAUAGUAGAAAGCAUUAAGUGAUGGCUUUCUGAUUCCCAUACUAAUUGAUUGUAUCAACACUUGCCAAAUUACUGCAUACUUCUCAUUUUCAAAUACAUGCAGGAUGAAGUCGCAUCCAAGGCUGUCUCAGUAUGACUCCCAACUUAUUUUUUUAACCUCAUCUUUCAGUUUUUUUCCACAUUUUAUAUGCCCAGUAAACAAAGUUGUGCAGAUUCUUAUAAAUACCAUUACCUUUUAUUUUCUUUGGUGCCGGCAUCAUGCUGUUUUUCUGUUUGGAACACCCUCCCUUUCCACAAUACCCCACCACCUCCAUGAAAAACCAGUCUCAUGUUCUUCCAAGUUCAUCUUAACUCAUUUGGUACAUUAAACAAAUUAUCAAGGGCCUGCAACAUUAGGAGUAUAAUAGACUAAUCUUUCCUUUGGUUGCAUGAAUCUCAUCACGUCUCCCAUCACAUGGAUCACUUUCUACUUUGUAUUACAGUUAAUUGGUGAAUAUGUUUUACCUCCUUUGCUAGAUUACAAAUUCUUGAGAGCUGAGUCUUUCAUGUUUGUUCUGCUAUGCUUUGCAUAUAUGGUAGAUACUUACUAAGCUGCCUUGAGGGGUUACUACUCUCAUCUCUAUAAAACAGUUAUUUGCUAUGAUACAGCGUGUUGACCUCGUGCUAGUAGUUUGCUUACAAGUCAGUGCACUUCGCUCACGCUGGGUGAGUUGUAUGUUACCAGAAGUUGUGUUGAUUUCCAAGACUGUUUUAUGACAGGUAAUCUUGUUUCCGUAAAAUAAUUUAAAUAUCAUGUGAGCUGAUGAAAUGAGUGCAAACCUUUGUUUCCUGAAAACCAAGUUGGAUUCUUUGGGAAGACUUGAUAAAAGGUGAGUCAUUAAAAUAAUGACUGUAGAAUUAGAUAUGGCUGAAAUAACUCAAAGUUUGGGAAGAAAAAUAACUAGCAGGAUUCUGUAUGUGGAGUGUUUUACAAGGAUCUUUUAAACUUUCCACUUUAAUGAAGCUGAAACUGGAAAUUGUAGAUAAUGCCAUUUGUAGAUGUCGCUUAGAUCAAGCAGAAGGAACUCAAAUCAUCAGGAAACUCCAGGUCAUCGAUUCCAUUCUCCAAGUGCUUGUCAUGACCCCUAUAUUGAGGUUGGCAAAUAAAUGUAUGUUUAUGUGUUGAAUAAAAUACUUAAUAAAAUACUUAAGGUACGUAUAUAUAGUUUUAUGACUGGAUAUGGCUUUGGGUAUGAAGGCUUUUGCUUUAUAGAAAAAUGCUGAUUUUUUUGUUUUCUAUUAUAAAUGAGUAGAAAAACCUUGUAAGAUCUGAAAUGAAGAUACUGGAUGUGUUACCAUAGAAUAAACAAAGACUGGCAUUGGGAGACUAGAAGGAGCUUUAGAGGCAGAUGGGACUGGGUUUUGGAUUGUAGCACCUACUUCCUAAGGACUUUAACCUUUUGGAUCCUCAGUUCCUUCUUUGUAAAAUGGAAGUAAUUCAUUUGGGAGGGUAUUUGAAGAUAAAGUGGUUAUGUGACCUUGGAGGUAGUUAAGUGUAGUUCUGUCAUUAAAGUAGCUUUGUGGUCUUAGGCAAGUCGCUGUGAACUUCAUUGCCUAGUUUUUCAUUAUUCCCAGUUUAUUAAUGAAGAAACUCUAAAAGAUAAAACUUAUUAUAUCUAAGUUUAUUUCAUCAGAAUCCCAAACUAGAUCAAACCUGAAAUACAGUUCUUGUUCAGUAAAUGUUUGAAUUAGUGGUGUUGGUGCUUACUACUCUGCUCCCAUCUAUUAUUGCCAUGAGGGGUGUGGGCCUGGUUUUGCCAGCUUUUUUUUUCUCUCUUCCUCCUACCAGCCAGAAAUCCAGAUUUUAUAGGAAAUCUGGUUUUUUUUUUUUUUUGAUGUUGCCAACUAAUUGAAUACUUAGGUACCAUGGAUCAAAUGUAAUGUAUCUGUGGGUUAGGUUGGCUCUCAUUUUGUAAUCUAGAUAUUCAGAUAAUUAGCUGUAGGUUGUCUGUAAAUCUCUUAGCAUUUAUGUUGACAAAGCCCACCUUGUUAAUUGGUCACUGGUUUGCAGUAGGACUGAUUUCAGCAAUGGCAGGCAUAUUCAAUUCUUGAAAGUAUCUAUAGUUUCGGAUUGUUGGGUUGUAUAUGUGCAUUUAGGCUAAAAUAUACAUGUAGGCUUCAGAGCUGCACUGUGUAAACUGUGAGGGAGUGACAUUCACAGUCCACUUUUUCUUUCAAUGUCUGAGUGAUACCUUGUUUUAGGCAUGUAUUAGUACUAUUUGGUUUGUACCCAUUGUAUUAACCUCUUAGGUGUUUGAAAUACUACUGGCAUGCAAAGAUUGCUUUGCCUAGAAAAUAUUUUUUUUUGCUCAGAGUGUAUCUGUGGAAUUAAAAAUAGUUUACCCAUGAUCCCUGGAAAAUAGUAUUACCAUGAAAAAAAUUCAGGUGCUCUCUUGGUAAAGAUUAUAGAGGAGGGAGGUGAUGACAUUUUUAUUUUUGACCAGGCUUUGUGUUUCCAUAAAAUAGAAGCCAAGUUAUUACCUUGACUAACCUUCCUUUUUUGUCUUUUUUUUCACUCCCACUCCAGAUAGAUAACAUCAAAUUGCAAAUAAAACGAACUCAGAUCCCAGGUUGUUCUUACGUACGUUUUGGCCCAAGGUGUAAUUGACUUGUUUUGCUUCCCCUUGCAAUCAUUUUUACUAUGAUUACAGUCCCAGGUAAGGUAAUUUCGGUCCACUUUGGGCAUACCUCAGUAGAGGUUGGUGUAGAUGAAAGCUUAAAAAUGAAAUUGCAAGUGAAAGCACAGACUUAGCAAAACUUUCUUUAUUGGAGCCCUCAAUCCUCAUAAACUGGCAUUUUUCUGCUUCUGCCCCAGAAUCGAGAAUUCCUGGUUUUGUCUUUGUUUUGACUUGAGUUUUUAAAAGUUUCUCUGUAACACCUACCCUGGUGUGGUUAAGUGCUUUAAUUUUGUCAGGUGAAGAAACCAAGUGCAGUUAUGGUAGCCGGGUUGCUGUGGAUAUAAUCCAGUUUGAGAAAAUUCUCAUUGUGGUGAUCAGAAGUGCAGUGUUGUGGUUGCAUUUCAGCUGCUGGGAAGAUGCCCUUGCAAAUCCGUGUGUCGUCUUUGCUUCCGUUAGAAAGGUGCAGAAUCAGUGUAAGUUCCAGAUAUCUGCUCACUUUUCAUUUUGUGCUCAGAUGCCCCGUGUAUGAAUUCCGAAUAUAAAACAUCUGUUCAGUCUGGUUUUGAUUCAGAUUAAAGGUGAAUUUCUGUUGCUCAGUUGAAAAGCUAAAUUUGAGUGUAGGCUCUGUCAGGCAUGUUGUAGGAAAGGUAUAUGGUACUGAAGUGUGUGGUUUUGUUUUUUAACUGCUUGACACUGUUAAGUAAGCAAAUGACCCAGUCAUGGGUUGUUUUGAUUGCCAUUCUUCUGUUGGUGUACUGCUUGCCUUCUGUUUUGUUAAUAGUCAUAUGAGAAAACAGUUGUAUGAAGUAUAGUAUCUUGAAGCUUUAAGACACCAAGUUUCCAUUAGGCAGCCUAAGUCUCGCAGACUUUGGUAGCACUAUUGGUCUCAUGGGAAUGCCAUUCUCAUGUGUGGACUAAGUAAGGGCCAGGAGAUUUUGCAAAUUUUGUGUGUAUAAGAAGAUUGAAGAAAACAUUUUUCCUAAUGUCACUGUCUUGAGUAUUUUAUCUGAUUAGGAUGGACUCAUUGGAAACUAUUGAUAAUUUCAAGAUUUCUUGUCAUCUGGCAUACAAAGAAAACAGUCGUGACCCUAUUUCCCUGGAUUUUUCUAUCCCUCUACUUGUCCUGUGUUUGCAAUGCAAGAGGAAUAUCCAGCUGCCUUUAUAAUCUAGAAUACCAUGUUUCUGUUUUUAUUUCUUAGGUUUAAUUCAGGGCGUAAUUUCUACCAGUCCCUCCAAAUACUGUUAAAGUUACUCUUUUUGUGGUCUUACUUCUUACUUCUUGAGUGUUAUAUUCUCCAAACCUUGGAGAAAAUUAGAAGGUUUUAAAGUUUUCCAACUGAAAAGUAUCUUUCAGAGGAAAUACCCUAAUUUCUGAAUCUUCCAUUUAUAACUUGGCCUGGAGAAUUAUAAUCUGGUCUACCAGGAAGGUGCUUGUGCUUAGGUUUUCUGCCUUAGUCACAUGGAAAGAUGAGCAGAAGCGAUUUCCUUCUAGAAACAGUUUUUUUCUAGAAACAUAAAAUUGGAACCAAGUAGACUGAGAACAGAAAAAAAACACAAAGUUGACCUGGUAGGAUGUUUUACCUCUAUAAACCUCAUAGUUGCUAGCCUUUGAGGGAGGCUAGAUGAGUUGAUAAUAAUGCCUAACCUUAGCAAUGGAUUGAAGUAGGGGUGCAGGGGUUAUGUAGGUGUGUAUAUGUAUUUAAGAUAUAUAUACACACCUACAUAUUAUACACACACACAUGUGUACAAUUCUCUUGAAUCCUCGCCAUCUAAGGUUAGGUAGAGUGAUUUCCAUUUUACAAAUGGAAAAACUGAAGAAUUAAAACACAGACUUGGUCAUACGUAAUGGUAAAUACAGUAGUUUAAUGAAAUUUUGUAUUGUACCUAUCACUCAGCUUCAACUGUUAAUUUCCAGUCUGCUCACCUCUGUUUUCUUUAUCUUAAAAUUUUUUUCAUUAAUUUCCCUUGGCUAACAUGACUAAAAAAAUUUCAGACUUAAAGAGCAGUUCAUUUAACACUUGUAUGAUUUUUGCCUAGAUCACUAAUUGUUAGAAUAUGCCUUAUUUUAUCUUUUUUUAAUCUGCGUUAUUUUGAGAGUUGCAGACAUCUUGACAUACCUUUCUUAGGAAUAAGGGCCUUCCUCCUAACCACAACAUAGUCAUCACAUUCAAAACGGACAUUGAUACGAUACUACCACCAAAUAUUCAAUUCAUAUAGAAAUUUAUGCUGUUCUUCCAGUAAUAGUUUUUAGUGUUUUAAUUCAGUAUUCAAUCAAGGAUCAUAUAUUUACUUGUUUAGUCUCCUUGAACAGUUCCAAAGCCUUUGUCAUUAAUAACAGUGGCACUUUGAGGAGUUUUGGAGUCCAGGCCUACUGUUUUGCAGAAACCCUCACUUUGGAGUUGACUGUAGUUGCGUUUUCAUGAUUAGAGUUAGAUUAGCCAUUGUUGACAGGAAUGAGUAUUUCAUAGGGAUGUCAGUGCAUCACACCGGGAGGCAUACCACUUUGUUAAGCAGUCAUUUGGUUAGGUGGCAUUCACCAGAAUGGGCCAUUGUAAAUGUACCCUAUUUCCCUUUUGUAUUAAGUGAUCUAUGGAAUAACAAACUUGAGACUGAAUAUUUUGUUUUCCAGCAAUCUGCAUUGGUUUUAGCAUCUGUUGGUGACUGAAUCAGUUAUUGCAGGAGUACUUUAAAGCAAACUUAGAUAUAUCAUUUCACCUGUAAGUAAUUAGUGUAUAAGAAAUAAGGACUUUUUUUUUUUUUUUUUUUUGAGACCGAGUCUCGCUCUUUCGCCCAAGCUGGAGUGCCAGUGGCGUGAUCUCGGCUCACUGCAAGCUCUGCCUCCCGGGUUUCACGCCAUUCUCCUGCCUCAGCCCCAGCUGGGACUGGGACUACAGGCGCCCGCCACCGCACCCAGCUAAUUUUUUGUAGUUUUAGUAGAGACGGGGUUUCACCGUGUUAGCUAGGGUGGUCUCGAUCUCCUGACCUCGUGAUUCACCCGCCUCGGCCUCCCAGAGUGCUGGGAUUACAGGUGUGAGCCACUGCACCCGGCCAGAAAUAAGGACUUUUAAACAACCGUAGUGCCUUUACACCCAACUACAAUUCCUUAACACCUCAUGUUCAUGUUCAAAUUCCCUGAAUUGUCAAAAGUGUCUGUCUACAGUUUUGGUUGACUCUGAAUCUAAACAAGGUCCACAAAUUAUGUUUGCUUAAUGACCUUAAGUCUCUUACUCUGUAAUAGCUUCUUCCCCCACUCUUUACCUUUCCGGAUUUGGCUGGUCACUUAUGCUGUUUAUAUAUAUUCUUCUAUUCCAGGUAAUUUCUGUAGACCCAUAGGUUCUAGAAAUUUGAUUAGAUUCAGGUUUGGUUUUGUUUUGUUUUGUAAGAGCACUUAAGUGGUCUUGGGAGGGAUAGAUCACAUCAAGAGGGACACAUGUCUGCAUUUUAGAGAAAAGAUUAAUUCUUGGUGUGGGUACAGAUGUUAGCAGCUGCAUGCGUCCAUUUUGAAGUCCCCCAGCAGCCUUUCUCCUGAAAAUUGUAGCAUCCCUGUACUCAUAGCCUGGGUGCAUUACUUCAGGGCUUACCGGUGGUGAUUUUUCUCAUUACAUUAGUCCUUUUGCAUCAGUUAGCUGGAUUUUAUCUGACUUGUGUUUAUUUCUAGUUUGUGUUUGUGUGUGUUUGUGUGUGUGUGUGUGUGUGUGUGUGUGUGUAUCUUCCUGAAAGGUGUUGUAAAAGGAUGCGUUCUUCAUCUUUAUUUCAGAAAGGAUGUUCAUGAACUCCCUUAGUGAUCCUCUCAAAUGUCCUCAGUUUUCUCAUUUGUAAAUUGGGGAUCAUUAUCAUGUCUGCCUCUUGGGGUUUUUGUUAGGUAGAUGAGCUCAAACAUGUAGUGUAAAGAUAGUGGUUGGCACAUGGUGUUUGGUAAAUGCUAGUUACUAAGGUAACUUCUUUAGUUUUGUGGGAACUCUGAACUCAAGUGUAAUGGAGAGGUGGAAGAGGGAGUUCUUCAUGAGUUGACAUCAGGGUGCUUGGGUUUCUGUUGGGUGAGCUGAAGGGAAUUGUUGCUUGCUGGCACUGACCUGCUCUUUCAGCUGUGUGGGAACAGUUGCCAGACAGACACGCACAGGGAAGGUCUGCACAUAUCACUGCACACUAAGAGGUGGAUGUCGACAGUUGCAGCAGUAAAACUUGAAACACGUUCCACAGUGGAGUUAGCACAGUGAAGGGAAGUGGGCCAGACUGGUGGUAGGUGGUAGGUUGAGGGAGAUGGUGGCUCCAGAUACAGGUUUUUACUAUGUCAUGGGCCACUGAGAUUUUUAUCUGAAUGAACAUAUUUGUCUAGUCCAGUUUGCCUUGUCAUUACACAUACCCUCAACUGGAGCUAUUUGAGAUUGCAGAUCACUGGUGGAGGAGGGAGGAGGCUCUUUUUCCCUUUAGGCCUCUUUAAUCUGCAUCUCUUGUUGCUUAAAAAACCCACUGUUGAUGGUAAUAUAGGAUAUUGGAAGUUUAGCAGUCUUGAUGGCGAAGAACUUAGUUGUUAAUAUUUGAUUUUUUUAUUUAACAAACAUUUGAGCACCUGUAAUAUGUAAGAUGGUGUUCUGGACACUAGGACACAUCAGGGAACAACACAGAAAAUUCUACCCUCAUGGAGUUUACAUACAUGGUAGUGAGGAGACAGAAGAAACGUUUAAGUUUUAUAGCGUGUUAGGUGUUGAGUACUAUGGAUAAAUACAAAGUUGGAAGGGAGGCAUUGAGAUGGUCAGGGAAGUUACUUUUGUGCAAAGACGUAAAAGGAGAGGAGACAGGUCUUGUGGAAACCUGGGGUUACAAAGUGUUGCCUGCAUAGGAAAUAGCCAGUCCCAGAGGCUAGUUUGGUCCAUUGUGAUGAAAGGGUCGACUGCUUGCUGUGCUAGUGCCCUGUAGUGGGCCAAGGGCAGAAGCAUGGAGACAAGAGGCUGGGACAGUGAUCUGGAUGAGAUGGAAUGGUGAUUUCAACUAAGGUGCUAGUAGUUGUCUUUGAUUCUGGAUGUAUUUUAAGUAUCGCCAACAGGCUUUGCUGAUGGAUUGAUUGCAUGUGGGUUGAGGGAGAAAGUGAGCAGUCAAGGAUGACUAAAAUUUUUGGACUGAGCAAUAGUGAGGAUGAAGUUGCUGUUCUGAGAUGGGGAGGAUUGAGAGUAGAACACAUUUUUUGGGCAAGAGCAAAUUAUUCAUACCCCGGAACAACAGGCAACUACAACACUUCAUCCAUUAAGAGCAGUUGUCCAUAAAUUUUACUGUGAGAACCCUUGCAUUUGUAGAUUGUACAGCUAAUUCUUUUAACUUAAUGUUUGAAAGUUGUGGGAGUUGAUAAAGAUUGGCUUAGAUAGAAUCCUAUAGCCUGUGAUGACUGGGUCAAGUAUAGAAUACACCUUAAGACUUACUAUUUUUCCCCCUCUGGUGGAAUGACUAAUUAACACUGAUAAAAAGAAUGAAGGCAGAAAGCCUUGAACUUGGAUGGUGAGAACAUAGAUACGUCUGGUCUUACAGCUGACCCAUCAGGGCUUUGCUGUAUGUGAAGCCUAUGCCUGGGACUUCUUUUUACUUUUAAUCUCUUCAUUUUAUCCAUACACAUCCAUUCACAUGAUCACACAAAGAUUUCAACUGGUUUUUAUCUUACGUGCUGUUUGCAGUCUUACUUUGUUAACAGUUGUUACAUAUCCAUCUUGUGUAUUUUCAAGCACAACUUUUUAAACAUGCAUGAUCUUUUAUCAAUAUCGUUAAUGUUUCUUCCUGUCAGUAAUGUCCUUUUCACUGAAGGUAGUAUUGCAUUGUGAUUAAGGGCAAAAGCUAUUUAGACAUAUAGAUGUGAGUGCACAUCCUGGCUUUAACACAGACAGCUGUGGCCUGGGGUGAGUUAUACUACCUCAUGGCUUCAGUUUUCUCAUCUGUAAAAUGGUCAUAAUAAUUGUACUUAUCUCAUGAUUGUUAUAAGGAUUAAAGUAAUGCACAUAAAACUAGACACAGUACCCAGAUGGUGUUAGGACUUAGGUUAGUGUAAGGUUUUUUUUUUUUAAAUUUCCAUUAUUUAUAACUCAUCUUUGAUAAACAGUCUUUUACAAGCAGAUAGUGUUGAGCCUCUUGAAUUCUUCUUAUUGAGUUACACAAAUGUUUGGUUAAGAUUACAUAGUAAUAGGCAUUGCUGCUCUGUUAUUUCAUAUUUCCUUUUCUUUUUGAGACAGUCUCGCUCUGUUGCCCAGGCUGGAGUGCAGAGGUGUGAUCUCGGCUCACUGCAACCUCCACCUCUCUGGGUUCAAGUGAUCCUCUUGCCACAGCCUCCUGAGUAGCUGGGAUUACAGGCGUGUGCUACCACACCUGGCUGAUUUUUGUGUUUUUUUAGAGAUGAGGUUUGGCCAGGCAGGUCUCGAACUCCUGGCCUCAAGUGAUCCACCCGCCUUGGCCUCCCAAAGUGCUGGGAUUACAGGUGUGAGUCACCACGCCCAGCCUGUUAUUUCGUGUUUUCAUUUAUCUUUAACAAAAUGGGUUGUUGGGAGUUUGCUCCUAUAUGUGAUCUAGUAUCAUUCACAUAAAAGUUAAAACCAGUAGUAGUUUCAUAGUUGUUCUUCCCUCCCUGACUGCCAUAUCUACAAGGUCUUAUUUCUCUGAGAUUUCUAUAAAAAAAUUCAUGAUGAGCCAAACUUAUUGGUAGAAUCAGGUUAAAAUGAAUAUAUCUUGGGCGGAGUGUAUAUGGAUGAAGUAAAUCUGGUGGUUUAUGAACUUUUCUAGGUAAAUAAGAUUUUGAGGAAAUGGUUUACUUUGGAAAUUAUCCAUUCUUAACCCCUCCCCACUCCUGUCCCGGGAGAAACUGAUAAAAGUAGAGCUGUUCUGGUGGUAGAGGGUUGGGAGGAGGGCCGCAGUCCCUCCCUACUCUGCCUCAACUUCACCCAUCAGAAUACAGCUUCAGCACCAUUUGAGUCCAAUCGGGGUUUUGUAUAAUUAAUAACUUUUAAAAACUUGAGGGUGCAAGUUUAAUAGAAAUGUUUUGUCAAAAAGAUUUAAGGGCAAAUUCUUUAUAUUUUAGGGAUGGUUAAAACAUUACGGUACAGGUUGAAUAUCCCGUAUCUUAAAUGCUUGGGACCAGAAGUGUUUUGGAUUGUGGGAUAUUGCAUAUUAUUUGGUGGCUGAGCAUCCCAAAUCUGAACAUCUCAAACCCAAAAUGCUCCAGUGAGCAUUUCCUUUGAGCAUCAUGUCAGUUCUCAAAAAGUUUUGGAUUUGGGAGGAGCAUUUCAGAUUUUGUAUUUUUGCAUUAGGGAUACUUAAUCUGUAGUGUUGUCUUUAGCUCCACUUACAAUUUAAAACUGGCUGGAGUUCAGGCCAGUUAUAUUAGGAAAACCUGUUUUGCUCUUUGUGUUACUGAUGAACCGCUACAGUAUCCUUGCUCCACGUUUUUAAAGUAAGCAGGGGUUGAGGACAGUCCUAUGUGAGUACACAUACACUCUGCAUCAAGCGUUAGUAGUCUAUUCCACCACAGGAAUUUGCUUUCCUAGACCUUGAGUCAAGGUGACAAAAGUGAAAGCAUGUAUGAAAAGUCUUAAGAAUUUUAUAUACAUUUUUUCUUUUUGUAUUUUACUUGAAGUGAUUUAAGUAGGAGCUAAUAGUUGAUGAGACAGUUGGGAGUCUAAAAUGUUUGAGAGAGCUGCAUCUUUAAUGCAUUAUUUUAUCUAAUUCUUCUAUAUAUAAAUAACUUGGGAAAAUCCUAAUAUGCCUUGCACAUAGUUGACAGUUUAAUUUGAAAGGAACUAAUAUCACUUCUAGUAUAUUCAGGUUGUAGGGAGUAAACUGACAUUUACUGAGCCACCUCCCCAUUGCACUGGGCAAUACUAGCUUUCUCUGUUACUUAUUCCUUAUAAAUCAUAAGGAGCAAGUUGGUUUCAUUUUAAAAGCCAGACAGUUGAGACUUGUUGAGGCUCAUAGAGAUGAAGUUGUUGCCUGAGAUCCUACAGUUAGGAAGUGACGGAGCAUGGAACCCAGCCCUUAAAAACUGUGCUGUUUUCUUCUGUACCGUGCCACCUACAUAGAUGUGGUACCUACACCCACCUCCCUUCUUACAGAAUCAUGAAAUCUGCCUGUUGGGGUGGGGAGAAAACAAGCUUGGGUAUGCCCAUGUUUUUUGUUUUUGGUAGGUUACACAAAAGUGAUUGUAAUUCAGGUAAUUAGGUUUUCAGAGGUGUCUGUGUGUUCUAUAACCCUUAAAUUAUUAGCUGGCUAAGUGAAUAUUUUUCAUUUGGAUCAGAGGAUGAGCAGGGCUCAUCAGGCUUACCAUUGACAGAGUGCUGGACUAGGCGUCUCAGAUUGUACCUUCAGUGCGUGGUUUGUAAAUUGACUCCAAAGCUAAAGAGGUGGUUGUUUGGUCACGUUUAAGAUUAUUGCGUACUACUCUUUGCAGGCCCGCCUGUGUCAUUGAACUUAUUAUGACUUGAAGCCCUGAGUAUAGGAGAUAAUUUUUCUUGUUCCUUGUUUGGUUUUUGUGGCAGGUGGUUUUUUAUUUUAUUAUUUUUUUGAUAGAGUGCCCAUAUAUCCUGCAGUUUACAUAUAGUUCCAGAAUAAGUUUCUGGUUUGGAAGAUAAAUUAUAUGGUCACCCAGACAGUACUAGAGCGAUCUGGUCAUGAUAACUAAUUACAUUUUGGUUAACAUGGUUAUAUCACCUGAAGGAGUGCUUAUUUAAAUUUGGUCUUACCUUUUUUUCUCUUUCUAUUUGGUCAAAUGCAGCAAAUAUUUAUAUUUACACUUCUCUAUUUGGAUUAAUUCUUCAGUUGCAAUUUAAUUUAUCCAGAUGCGUGGAAUAGAACCAAAACUGCAUUCUAAUUCUGUGCAAAACAAUAAAAUACUACUUUCUGAGAAGGAUGCCUUCUCUUUUGGGAAGAAGGGGAAUCUGCUCUGUUUCAAAGCACCUUUGUGUUCAAGGUUUGGCUAAAUCUGCUCAUCACCACUAGGGGACUGUUUCUUUUUGCAUUCUACAAGUAUUACUCCCAUUACAGAAGCUUUUUAAGAAAAAAAUGGACUACCAAGGAACCCACCUACAUGCUUUUCAUAACUAUACCUAUUUUAUUGUCUUAUAAUUUUUACUUGAGAGGUUUGCGUGAAUGGUGAACUGUGACAAAAAGCAUAUAUAAAUAUAAAAAUACAAGUUAAAAAGCCUCAUGUUAGCUGAAGAUUCUUCCAUGUGUAUUCUUAUAAAAAUAAGGGAACCCUGGACAGUGCUCAUUGUAUUUUGUUGAAGAAAUGUUUACUUCUUUAAAAGGAAGAAAAACAUAUAUAUAUAACAUACUGUAUAUUCAGAACCAUUUUUAAGGAAUGUAGUUUAUCUCUUGAAAGACUGAAAUUCAAGGCUGUGACUAUGACUAGAGUGUAAAAUAUAGCUGUAUUGCAUUAUAGUAUUUUAUAUAUUUCUACAAACCAAAUUGACCUGUUUUUGGUUUUGUUUUUCCUUUUCCAGUCUUUACUAGGUGCUGGUCUCUGCAUGUAUUUUGUUUAAGUUGGAAAAAUCUAGAAACCUACCCACAGACUGGUAUGGUAUCCAGUGAGAAGGGAACUGUCCGCAGUGGCUUUGAAGGAUCUGAGGAAGCCUAGGCGGAGAGUUGAGAAUUCAGCCUUGAGCUAGUGUUAGGCUACUCUCUGCUACCUCUCCUGUGGGCAGAGCGACUUUACUAGAGAAGUUAGGAGUUAGGGCUAGCAUGAGAACUUCAUGCAGUUUGAGCAUUCAUCAGGCAGCAGAAUAUAGCUUCUAUAUUUACCUUGCAUAAAUCAGAUUUGACAAUGAAGAACAAUGUUACUGAUAGUAACAGUGCUUCCCAGUGAUUGAGGAAGUGCUUGUUUUCUUUUUCAGCACUUUGUUCUCUGAACAAAUAAGCUGCAGCAGCUACUAUGACACAUAACCCACCCUAUUUCCCCCCCAACGGCCAGAUGAAACCAGAAAUACCCACUGUGUUUUUCUCUCCCUUCUUUGGAAAGCACGUGGUUGCUACUGCCAUUGGGAAGAGUGAUACCUGAUUAGCCAGGUAGCCUUCUGAAAAUUGAAACAAGUGGCCUGAGGAUGACUUGGAUGGCUGUUGGGUAGCAGAGAGCCCUGGAGGCAGGGUUUCAUAACUGCGAACAGCAGUUUUCAUUGUAAUUGACACAGCAGUUUUCAUUGUAAUUGACAAGCUUCCCUUAUGCAGAAACAUUUAACGAUACCUUUUUAAAUAAUGUUUACUAGUCAUCUGAUUAGAUUUUAUUAAAAAUUUAGAUGAUUCUUCCUACAUAAUGUCAAAGCAUUUGUUUAAAAACUUGGAAGCUUUUGGGGGUGGGGAAGGUGGUCAUAGAAAUAUGAUCAUCUUCAGGAUUUGGCAGGUAUGAAGUGAUACAAACCUCAACUUUUAAGAUUUUUUUUUUUUUUGCUUUUCUCUGGCAAUCAAUCUUAUUUAUGCCAGCCGUUGACACUUAGAAAGGAUUUAAAUCACUUUUCAUAGCAUAAUUAUUGUAUUGCUUAAUGCUUUAAAAAGGCACGCAGAUGGGAUUGAGACAUUUCUAUCCAGGCAGUUUUUUCUGCAUUAGACCUAAGAACCUAAUUUUGUAGGGCAGUAGUCUCUAGGCAUUAUGUUUAGCUCCUUUUGUCAGUGAGAAGUGUGUUGUAAAGUUUCUAAUACUGUGGUCUGUUUUGAACGGUUUUGAGAAGAGGUAGCUUUAGUAUAAUUUAUAGGACUUAAAAGGAAAAUGCCUAGAAUCAUCAGAAAAAGCAUGGAAAAACAUUCUACUCUGAGGUUUCCUUAUUGGAAAAGGAGAAAUCAUUUAGAAGUUAAUGUGUGGAAGGCAUUAGGUUGAAUAAAAAUGUUUUUCGUAUUGAUCUGUCAGCUGCAAUUACAAUUAACUGAAAAUUUAGUAUUUGUCUCUUUUUCAGGAGAGAAGCCAUCAAAUUUUAAUACAUUUAAUUUUAGGUAUAUUUAAAUGUCUGUUUUGCAGAGUGAUUAUCUUAAUCCAGAACUGAAAAAUUCCUGAUGGUCCUACUGAAGAUUUAUCUAAUGGUCCACAAAUGUCUGUUUUGUUGAGGUUUGGCGGACAUAAUAAUAAAUCAUUUUUUAGUCUUCUGAAAACUUUUCUCCUCCUCCCUCUUUUCUCUGCUUCUUAUACCCUUCAACAAAAAGCAUUAAAAGGAAAACAUAAAAUCACACCUUUAGUCAGUGCCGUUAUUCUCUCAGAGGUUCUUUUGGAAAUACUGCCUGAUGAAAAGGAAGAGAAGGAAAUUGCUUCUUUUAAAGUUUGCUUUUUAUCUUCUUGCAGCAUCUUCUAACUAGCAGAAAUACUACAAUUUUUGAGUUGUUUUGUAAGUUGGAUAUUUUUAGUUUUGUGUGGAAUGUCUUGUUUCCCAUUAGGGCAGGGGGCGUCUCACAAGAUCUAGGUUACUGUAUGACAACUAUAUCCAUUUACUGGAGUUUAAGAAGCUUUAUAACAAUACAUUUCCAGAGACUAGGCAGUACUUGGUUUUCUGUAUUUAAAUUUUCUGAGGGUAGAUGAUAACAUCUAGUAAACACCACCUGCCUGUUCCAUCCAGGACCCUAACUGGCCAUAAAGUUACCCCCAAACUCUCUUAGGAUUCAUAGUAUUUUAAGAUUUCAUUUUUGUGCCCUUAUUACGAAUAUAAUUAGUGUUUUCUCCCCUUUAGGGUGCUUUAAGAUCUUAGUGCCUGUUCUAAUCUGAGACUACCACAGUAAGACAAGAAAGGGCAAUGCUGUGGUAGGCAGUUAGCUGCUGAAGUUAGGCCACUUAGUUAUGAGGUUUGAUGAAUUUUUGUCCUUAGUUCAAAAUGAUAAUAUUCUCACUGACAAAAGUAUCAGCUGUGAUCAUAUAGAUUGCUCUUUCCUGUGGAACUGAAGUGUAUUAAAAUUUUUUUUUUCUUUUUAUAAAGAAUGUCUUGUUGCGCCGUGUUUGCUAGACUGAAAGUUUCCUCAUCACGUGGUGAGACCCUCCUCUAAUUCAAUCUUUGUCUUUUGUCUUUGCUGCCUUGCAGGGUUGGUACAGUAGGCUUCACUAGACUUAGCUGCAACUCAGAAUUUCUCCUCCAGCACCUGAGUAAAUGCUGAUGGUCUUGUGGAGAGUGGAUUAAGAGUACGAGCUAAGUUCUCAAUCCCAAUUAAGAAGCGGAAAAUUUAAACUGUCUUCUUCAAAGUUUAUCACAACCACCACCAUCAAGACAGCAAACCAAAGGACAAAGACUUUGACCUGCUGUGUUGCUCUGUGUAGUCCAGUUCACGUAUGGUUUACAGACUUGGCUGGGGUUACUAAAAAUAAAUAAAAAGUUGGACACUUCUGUCAUUGGACGCUAUUAUUCACAAGUUACCAGAAUGAGAGCUGUACUGGACACAGCAGACAUUGCCAUAGUGGCCCUGUAUUUUAUCCUGGUCAUGUGCAUUGGUUUUUUUGCCAUGUGGAAAUCUAAUAGAAGCACCGUGAGUGGAUACUUCCUGGCGGGGCGCUCUAUGACCUGGGUAGCAAUUGGUGCCUCUCUGUUUGUGAGCAAUAUUGGGAGUGAGCACUUCAUUGGGCUGGCAGGAUCUGGAGCUGCAAGUGGAUUUGCAGUGGGCGCAUGGGAAUUCAAUGCCUUACUGCUUUUACAACUUCUGGGAUGGGUUUUCAUCCCAAUUUACAUCCGGUCAGGGGUAUAUACCAUGCCUGAAUACUUGUCCAAGCGAUUUGGUGGCCAUAGGAUUCAGGUCUAUUUUGCAGCCUUGUCUCUGAUUCUCUAUAUUUUCACCAAGCUCUCGGUGGAUCUGUAUUCGGGUGCCCUUUUUAUCCAGGAGUCUUUGGGUUGGAAUCUUUAUGUGUCUGUCAUCCUGCUCAUUGGCAUGACUGCUUUGCUGACUGUCACCGGAGGCCUUGUUGCAGUGAUCUACACAGACACUCUGCAGGCUCUGCUCAUGAUCAUUGGGGCACUUACACUUAUGAUUAUUAGCAUAAUGGAGAUUGGCGGGUUUGAGGAAGUUAAGAGAAGGUACAUGUUGGCCUCACCCGAUGUCACUUCCAUCUUAUUGACAUACAACCUUUCCAACACAAAUUCUUGUAAUGUCUCCCCUAAGAAAGAAGCCCUGAAAAUGCUGCGGAAUCCAACAGAUGAAGAUGUUCCUUGGCCUGGAUUCAUUCUUGGGCAGACCCCAGCUUCAGUAUGGUACUGGUGUGCUGACCAAGUCAUCGUGCAGAGGGUCCUUGCAGCCAAAAACAUUGCUCAUGCCAAAGGCUCUACUCUUAUGGCUGGCUUCUUAAAGCUCCUGCCAAUGUUUAUCAUAGUUGUCCCAGGAAUGAUUUCCAGGAUACUGUUUACUGAUGAUAUAGCUUGCAUCAACCCAGAGCACUGCAUGCUGGUGUGUGGAAGCAGAGCUGGUUGCUCCAAUAUUGCUUACCCACGCCUGGUGAUGAAGCUGGUUCCUGUGGGCCUUCGGGGCUUAAUGAUGGCAGUGAUGAUUGCAGCUCUGAUGAGUGACUUAGACUCUAUCUUUAACAGUGCCAGUACCAUAUUCACCCUCGAUGUGUACAAACUUAUCCGCAAGAGCGCAAGCUCCCGGGAGUUAAUGAUUGUGGGGAGGAUAUUUGUGGCAUUUAUGGUGGUGAUCAGCAUAGCAUGGGUGCCAAUCAUCGUGGAGAUGCAAGGAGGCCAGAUGUACCUUUACAUUCAGGAGGUAGCAGAUUACCUGACACCCCCAGUGGCAGCCUUGUUCCUGCUGGCAAUUUUCUGGAAGCGCUGCAAUGAACAAGGGGCUUUCUAUGGUGGAAUGGCUGGCUUUGUUCUUGGAGCAGUCCGUUUGAUACUGGCCUUUGCCUACCGUGCCCCAGAAUGUGACCAACCUGAUAAUAGGCCGGGCUUCAUCAAAGACAUCCAUUAUAUGUAUGUGGCCACAGGAUUGUUUUGGGUCACGGGACUCAUUACUGUAAUUGUGAGCCUUCUCACGCCACCUCCCACAAAGGAACAGAUUCGAACCACCACCUUUUGGUCUAAGAAGAACCUGGUGGUGAAGGAGAACUGCUCCCCAAAAGAGGAACCAUACAAAAUGCAAGAAAAGAGCAUUCUGAGAUGCAGUGAGAAUAAUGAGACCAUCAACCACAUCAUUCCCAACGGGAAAUCUGAAGACAGCAUUAAGGGCCUUCAGCCUGAAGAUGUUAAUCUGUUGGUAACCUGCAGAGAGGAGGGCAACCCAGUGGCAUCCUUAGGUCAUUCAGAGGCAGAAACACCAGUUGACGCUUACUCUAAUGGGCAAGCAGCUCUCAUGGGUGAGAAAGAGAGAAAGAAAGAAACGGAUGAUGGAGGUCGGUACUGGAAGUUUAUAGACUGGUUUUGUGGCUUUAAAAGUAAGAGCCUCAGCAAGAGGAGUCUCAGAGACCUGAUGGAGGAGGAGGCUGUUUGUUUACAGAUGCUAGAAGAGACUCGGCAAGUUAAAGUAAUACUAAAUAUUGGACUUUUUGCUGUGUGUUCACUUGGAAUUUUCAUGUUUGUUUAUUUCUCCUUAUGAACUUAAGGAUAUGGUGAGACACUAACUUAAGACAAUACUGACUGGUCUUUGGGGAAAAAAAGUUAUGUAACUGUUGCAUCUCUCAGGCAUUGUUUACGCUGUAGGUUUUAGCCAAAUUUUACUUAGCAGAAAAUCAUCUAAUUACAAGACUUUAUUUUCCCAGAGAUGGAUUAAAGUAAAUCUUCAACUUAAGUGAAGCAAAACUUAACAGACUGAAUUGUGCAAAUGUGGUUUUAAAUUUUGCAUACCAAAGUAAGGAGAGACCAAUUAUUCUCACAGAGCACUUAGAGCAGAAUAUAUGUUAAGUUACCAUGAAUUAAGGUAUACUGUCUGCACUGCCAAGUCUUGGCAGACCUUACCCUGAAGUAGAAGAUUUGCUCAUUUCUAAAUUUUUUUUUCUGUCUCUGUAAUCCCUCCUACCAUUAAGAAAAACUUAUUUCUUAGACAUUGUACAAUCAGUUAUGUACUGAAAAUCGAAUGUGCUUGUGUGAUACUUGUUUCAGGACAAGUUCAUUUGCCAGGUUCAUUUUGUUAGCAUGGGCCUACGGAUUCUGAUUGCCAAGAGAAAGAAUGUUUUCCUGUAGGUAUUUUUGUACCACCAGUAUAUGGAAUGUUAGGGAAAAACUUUGUUUCAGUUCCUUUUUUUUUUCUUUCUACUUUCAAGUUUAAGUGAACCAUACUGAAAUGACCAACAAGUCUGCCUGUAAAGUUACAUGUCAUGAUUGUGUUGUUAAAUGAUUAUGGGGGAGAAAAUGAAGUAAAUGUUGCUGAUGAUCCCCGUAUUUAUUGAUCAUAUUAAGGUUGUUUAUAUAGUUUGGAAAUGACCAGCCCCCUAAGCAGUGUUUGAUUAACUUAUGCUAAUCAGAUGAUUACUCAUAUAUUCUGCUAAUUUUCUAGCUUUAUUCUUGUUAUUUGGAAAAAUUAUUAGCCAAAUGCCUUCCUAAGUGGAUCCAGUUGGAAGAUAUGUCCAGAAACCUGAAGAAAAAUUGACGCUGCCUUUGUGUGCUGGAUUGCUCUACUUGAUUAGAUCAUGAUAUAUCAAGGUUGAAUUUUUAGAGGGAAAAUUUAAUUCUGAUAUCUUAUUGCAUCCUUGAUAAGUUUUUCCCUGAUUUUUUUUUUCCUCAAAAGACUUUCCAUCUGUACACAGCCUCUACAUUUUUGUUGUAGUGACUUAGAGCAUAAGGAUGUUUCAGUGCAAACUGGCCAUCGGUAACAGAAAACUCAGUGCAUACUUUGCUGUUGUUAGGUUGUCAAUAUAGUCUUUCUGUAGGAUGGAUAGCAUGUUUGAGAGGUGCCAAACAAGAACUUUUGGGAUUAGUAGUGUGUCUUGUGGAGGGUGUUACAGGACUGUGUAAUUAUAGGACUCUAACUUGACAUGGCUUGGCACCCACUUGCAGCUAGUGGGUACAGGGUACAAAAGAUGUUAGAGAAAAGCUCUACAGAUUACGUACUUCUGUGUCUUCGUAUGCUCAACACUGUCCUUUGUCCUCCAUGAAAGAUGAAGGAAGCAAAUUAUGUACUUUCUUUGACCUUCUUUAAUCUCUGAUACUUUUUAGAUUGCAUGAUUUUACUAGGCUUGUAUUUAGGGAAAUUACUUUCAUAAAUACUUUUGUAGAUUUUGAAUCAAAACUCAGUCUUUUUAAUUUUUUUGUAGUCUAUAAACUAGUUUCAUUAUGAUGGACUUGAUUAGUCCAAAGUUAAUUUUAGAAAUUGUCAGGUAGCAUAGUGUCUUCCCAUGAUCAGGAGGCUUUCUGAAGGACUGAGUCUGUAAAUGAAAAAAUAAUUUAUGUAUGAAUAGCAUGUAUUUCUGAAGAGCUUAGAGUGCCUUGUAGAAUUUUUUUCUCAAUUUUAUUCUUGAGGUUUAUAAUUUGGGGGCCAAAUAGAUAGAGCUCAUCAUUUUCUUGUUUGGAAGUUGAGGCUGCGACAUGUCCAAGGUUAUGAAGUCUUUUUUGGGAAGAACAGAAACCAGGUCUCCAAAUCUGGACUCAUGGUUUGUUCAGAUGUGUCUGGACAAAUGGUUGUCAAUGUUUUGUCCUGUUUUUUCAAAGGAACUGUUCUUCCUUUGGGACAACCUUUUGGUGUUUGGGAAAAUAAUAAGAUCUUGGAUUUUUCAAAUUAACGUUAAGUUGUAAGAACUAAAAUUUUCUUUGAACCACACUACUGUGUAAUUCAGUGAUAAUUGACAUAUUGGCUGGGCAGCCUAUCUCUUCCAUAUCCAGCGUAAAUGAAUAGGAGGUGUUUGUGAUUUUUUUUUUUUUUCUCCCUUUAUUUAACAUUGCGUCCUAGUAGUUUGGAGAAUUAGGGUCCCUCUACCUUCUUUCUGCUCUUGUCUUAGUAAGAUACAUAAGGUACAUCAUCUUGUGUCUGUGUGUAUAUAGCAGUAGGUCAAGUUUAGAGUACUAAAGUCUGUAAAUAAGGAAUGACUAUUAGCAUAUUCAUUAGAAUUGUUUAUUCUUGCCAGUAUAAACAUCAUUUUAUUUAGACUGAAGUCCCUGAAGCUUGUCUUUCUUAUUGCUUCCCAGUAAUAGAUAAUGUGCUCGAGUAAGUUUGUGAAUUGCUGAUUGCAACUUAAUUCAGGGACCAGUCUUCAAUCUAUAUUUCAUUAGAAUGAUUGUUCCUGGAAUGAUACAUGGACUGUCUUAAGCUAGCAAAAUGUUCAUACUUUACACUGACUAAAUGGGUCCUAAAUGAUGACAUUGGUCUUUAGACAUUAACGUGUAUAUUUUUAUAUUAGCUCAAGCUAAGGUUCAGAAUUGAAGAUUGAUAUUGACUAGAAUAGCUAAAAGUCAAAAUGAGGUGAGGACACUGGUCUUGGAAGGUAGAGAAAAAUAAAUGUCUUACCAGGUGUUAAUGGUAUCCCCAGUUCUUAGACUUUUGUCUUCUCAGGCAAUUUUCAUCUCAAGAUCUGAUGAGAAGGGCAUAUUACAUUGGUAUGCAGGAUGAUUAUUGCGUAUUUUGUGGGACCUCUAAUUUCCCUGGUCAUCUUUCAGAAUAUUCUGUUCUGCCACCCCCAGAGAGUAAACACUUGAGCCGAUUUCUUCUUCCCCAGCUAUUCUUUCCUGGGGGUAAUUAUGCUUUGUCUUUAGAUGAGAGAAGCAUCAAGCAAUAGCAAUGGUGCUGUGUCCUUCGGCCUAAAUUCAAUAGAUCCCAUCUCCUAGGGCUUCCUUUUCACUUGGCUCAAAGGAUCCAUUGUAUUUUGGCACAAAGAGGCUGGCCAGGGUUGUGUAGCCAUAGCUCUUAGGGAUGAUACCAAAAGAAAUUAGCUGGGACCCAUCACUCUGUGAAACUUCACAUUUUAAGAACUGAGUUGAGGGGGUUGUUAUGCACUUCUGUAACUUGAGGCUAAGCAAGGGGUUAAGUCUUGUGAGAGCCAAUCGAGUGUGUCUGUAUUCGCAGUCCAUGGCUUAUUUUCUUUAUAGUAGGCAUAUGGAUCUUCCCCUCUGACUUUGAAUAUCAUUUGGUGUGGCCUGUGGGUUAUUUUCAUUCUUUACCACCAAAUAAAGCGGCUUAUUAGCUACUCAGUUACUUGCUACUCAAAGGUUAGGUCUUCCCUGUUCCUGCUUGGCAGUGUUAAAGCUUACAGGGUUAACUUAUGUUGAUUCUCCUGGCUCAUUUUCAUCAGAGGCAUGAUGACUGGAAAGGGAUCACAUGGGUCGUUGGUGGUGACACCUCACUAUUUCCUAGGUUUGGAUAGAGAGAUGUAUACAAGACCUUUCCUGUUAAAUUACGUGACUACAGAGACUUGCCAGGACAAAAUUUUCCUAAGAAAUCAGAAAAAUGAUUAAGUGAGAUAAGUACCUGGGUGACACAGAUAUUAGCCCGUUGGUAAAAGACAACAAAUAUUAGCUUAAAAUCUGCAUAUGUAGAAUCAUUUUCAUUAGAUUUAGAGCUUGAAGCACCUUGGCUCUCAGCUACUUUAAACUCCUCCCCAUAUAAAUUAGGGCACCAAUAAAUAAAUUUCAGCUUUUUAAACCCUGGUUUGAUGUUAAGCAUUAUAAAGUACGAAGUUUGUUACCACAGUAGAGAUAAUUUAGUAGAAAAAUGCUUUGAGGCUUCAGUAUUUGUAAGAUUUUGCAUUAGCCAGAUGCUAGGUUGUUGAAGGCAUUUCAGUGUUGAUAAUAGCCUGAGCAGACUUCUUUACAAAUGGGAUCUGUUUCUAUAUGUGUAUAUGCCCACUUACCAUUCAGAGAGACUGGUCUUUCUCUUUGUCUUCCUUCACAUUGCUGUGUCAGUUCUACACCUAGUCUUUUCAGCACUUAGCAAAUUCAAAUUUUGAUUUUUUUGUCAGCUUAGUUCACUUUAAGGCAUAUAGGCAUGGUGUGUGAAAGUGAUGUUUUGCCCCAGUAUUGAGGACUUUUAGAUCCAAAUAAUGACUCAUUAAAUAUAAUUAUGUUUUAAGUAUACUGAAUUUCUGUUAGCUUAAAAUGUUAAUUCUCAGGAAUGAUUUUCUCACACUUUGUGUUGGCUAAUAAUAAAAGCACUGUUUUAUUCUCAAAACUCCUUUUUCAAAAAUUAGGGAGAGAGCAGUAGUGAUCAUUUAUGUGAGCCCCUUUGAAAUGAUGGUGUCAGAGUGCAGAGAAACAAUGGAGUUUUGAUGCCAAAAAGGUUUUUUUGCAGUAAAAGUAAAAAUUUGGAAUUAGUUGGCAUAUAGAGGAACCCUUUUGUACUGGAAGGUAUGAGGCUGGAUUGUGAAAAAGUAAUCUUUCGAUUGCUAGACUUGGUUAACUUAGGGCUGCAAAUCUUUUUCUUCUAUCAAGGUCACUUAAUAUGGAAUGUUUUUGUCAGACUGUCCUCUGUUGGAAUACUUCAGCUGUUCAGCUACUUUGACUCCUAGGAGAGAAUUUAGUUAAGGUUCAAAGUAAUUAACUGGCUUUGCCAGUGGUGAGUCCCACACCAUUAUUCACUUAGUAGUCAUAUAAAUGUUUUUAUUUAAACUUCUCUCUCUCCAAUGCUGAGAAUAAGGCUUUAAAUUACUGAUUCACCUUUAAAGGAAUGUUGUGAGAAUUGAUGUAAUUUCUGUUUCUGUUUCCAUCUAAACUUCUUUAUAAAAAGAGGGAUUAGUUUUUUUGUUUUGGGGUAAGCACCUAAUUUAUCCGGUAACCAACAACCCUAACCAUUGGCAUAUAGUCUUUCACUCAGAAAUAAACAAAAACUGUUUGGUAUAUCUGUAUCAUUGCUAAUCUUGUGCACUUUACUUUUUGGGCAGUACCAUACAUAGUCUGAGGCUAUUGACUUAAACCAAUAACUGUACUUUAUGUAAUGACUCUUAAAUUUGGUUACCUGGGUUCACAGCUUGCUUGAAGAGAAGGGAUGCUAGAAUAAAGUAAGCAGCUGAAGAGCGAGCAAAUCAAGACAAAACACAGUGGUCUCAGAUUUUUCGUAGUGUAGGAACAGUGGUUUUGCUCUAUACCACUAUACCACAAUUAUAACAUAAUUGUUGUCCAUGAUACUGAAGCUUUCCCCCUCACUUCUAGGUUGUUUACAUUCAGAGCUCUAUCAAUAAGAGGAAUACAUAUUACAGUGAAUUCGACAACCGCACAAGUUGGCAGUAGGUAUCCCCAACCUAAUUUAUCUUGGUAAAUUCACCCUGUUUCCUAGUGCUGCUGGAUAAAAGAGUGUUUACUUUUUAUUGCUCUUGGACAGAGUAGUCUAGAUAAGUUUUCAAUUUAUCAACAUAGCCUAGACUUCUGUAAGUGGAAUGUUCAUUAGUAACUCAUCUUUUUGUUGUUAUAAUUGGAAACAGAAACGAGGCUUAUUGCUAUUGCAGAAAUCCCAAACUGGCAAAGGCCAGUAUAUAUGGUAUUCCAUAAUAUAACCAGCUUUUGAAAUUUAUGUGUUUGGAUUAGUGCCUUCUGGUUACCAGUAUUGACUCUGCUAGUUUGCACCUUUCCGUUCUUAACAGAAAAUUUGUAUUUGUUAUUCCUCUUAAAUUUUGUCGUAACUAGUGAAGGAAGUAAAAAAAAAAAAAAAACAUGCAUUACAUUGACAUACUUUAUGUGCAGCCUUUAUUUAGGUUCAGUGAAACCAGGUAGUUCUGUAUUUGUGUUGUAGCCUAAAUGUUGUUUCUUUUAUAUCCAUUAAAAACUUAAAGUUACUUAUGUUCUGUGAUCUUAAUUUUGUUGUGUUUCCAUUGUAGGUUGAUAGGUAUAUCGAGAACAGGUACGUGACAACAGUUUAUAUUCCAUGAUAGAAAGCUGAAGUCCAUAGAAAGCACAAAAUCGUGUUCACACAUUAGUGUACCCACACAUAGAAAGCACAAGACUAAUAGUAUUCUCUGUAUCCCACAAGUGCCAGUCAUAAAGGCCACCAGGUAUUUGUCUGAGAGUUGCUAUGAGGACUACAGUAUUGAUAAGCCCAAGACAAUGCGGUAUCUAAACUGGUCCUAAUGGUAAGGGAUCCAAAGGAAUAAUCUCAAUAAGUUUGUACCACAUUGAUGGAGGGAGAGAAUAUAAAUGUCAAGAAUGCCAAAAUUAUAUUUGGGGGUUACUAGCUAAAAUGGGGUUUGAGGGCUUUUUACUGCAACUUGAAACUAGAGAAAUAGGGACAGAUGUCUAGGUUUUUGGUGGGUGGAACAGGUGACAUAUUUCUGUUUUAAGCUGUAGUGUGAUUGGGGUUUUUUGUAAAAAAUCUUAAAUCUUUUAGGAAAUAUUACCUCUUAACAGUGCGCCCCCCAAACAUGCAGAAAGUCCUACUUUAACAGGGCAAAUACUACUUGUCUUUGAUUUUUUUUGUGUACGUUUGUAUGUGAGAGAUGAAGUUACCUUUAUUUUUUUCCUAUACUUGACUGUGCUUCAUUUUAAUAAAGGAUAAUUUGAUCUGAGUGUUCUGAGCAUCAGACUAAUUCUGAAGCAUAUUUGCUAGAGGAGCUACUUUGCUUUUCACAAUGGGGUGGAGAGGAUUCUUUCACUUGUCCCAUUAACCCUCUUCUAGUCUAGAUGAGAUGAAAUCUGUUAAUGUGUGUGCAGAAGAAAACGUAUGUUCUUCUACUCAGCAUUGCCCUUUUCCACCUCCUCACUUCACCUCCGAGUAGCUUGUUUAUCAAGAAUGAAUGAAUGUCUUUGUCUUCAAUUUUGCCCAUGUGUUAAAAGAUGUAAUUCUCAGAAUGGGAGAGAAAUGACUACCUUUGUUCCUACUCUUUUAUAUAAUUAUCCUUUUAGGGAAAGACUUGGUCAACUCUAAUAUAUCUAGAAGGAAGACUAUAUCUGGUGUAGACUAAUAUGAGAUGUUUUAGAAGAGUUAACCUGAACACUUUGAGGGAGAGAUUAUUCUUGCCAGCAAAAAGCUAGCCAGGAAUGAGCCUACCACAUUAUUUGAGAAUAUCAAACCUCAGGCAUGGGGGGAUGAGGGGAAGAAGAUUACCAGAAGUGCAGGAAAGAGAAGUUUGAGGAACAUCCUUGGCUUAGCAACAUGUGAUCAUGCAAAGCUGUUAUAACCUGUUAAUCCUACGUACUAUGUGUUCUGUACCUUUACAUGUUUUUAAAUUUAAGAUAGUUUGUAAGAACUGUACAAAAAAAUGCUUCUGGAGAUUUCUUUGGCAGAAAUGCCUUUCAUCUAUAAUUUCAUGGAGAACUGCUUUAAUUAGCCUAGGUGAAAAGUAGUCCUAGCAGUGUAAAUAUGUAUAAUUAGAGUUUUCUGAUUUCACUGUGAGAUCUCUAACUUUUGAGUGGCAAACAGAUCAAGUCUUUUGCUCACAGACUUUUCUGUGGGGUUAUUAAAAUGCAAAAGCUUUAUUUUUUUUAAUAAUGCCAUACUCCAUUAGUGUCAGAUGAUGGUAUGGAAUUUGUUCCCUUGCUUUCCCCCACUGUUACUGCUUCAGUUUAUAGAUUGCCAGCAGAGUUCAGAAAUAGAGCAGGGAUUUACCCGUUCUUUGCUUGGACAUCCCAUUUUCUUUUGUCCAGACCCAUGUUGGCAAUCAUGUAUGAACUGUGUUACACUUCUCAGUGCUUUCUUUUUUCUUUUUGAUAAGAUGGAUAUCAAAAAUAGUUGCUGUGCAAAAGUUAGUAGUCUUCUUCAAGAAGAAAACCAAUUCUUUUUCUAAUAAUAUCCUGUGAAAUUGCUUCAUUCAUUCAUUUAUUUUUAAGCCAAAUGUCAGCAGAGUGCUGCUGCUUUUAUCUAGUAAUUUUGAUAUGUAAGUAUUAAUGCAUUUUUAAAAGAUGUCUACAUUGAAAAAUGUUCUUCCCAGUGUCCUGCUUAUGAUGCUUUGUUCAGAUUUUUUGUAAGAGACCAGUUAGUACACUGGGGGUGUGUAUUGUGUACAUGUGUCAUUUUAGUUAGGCAUUGUAGACCAAAUGUGAUUAUAAAUGAAGUUGAUGAACAUUAAUUUUGUUAUUAGUGAGUUUUUUGAAUUGUAAAUGGAUUUCCAGUUUACCUUCUGUUGUCUACAGCUUUUUUAAUUUUAAGGUUUGACUAAUUGGAUCCAUCUCAUUGUACAGUGUUUUAGUUGCAAGCAGAAAGUAGAAUUUGGUAUAAAGAAGGUUAUUUCUAUAUUGAAAGGAGUACAGUUGAAAUUGUAGAUUUAAGAUUGUUAAAAUCAUGACAAUUCUAACUUGUCUAUUCUAACCUACUGUGUACAAUCUGAUUUUUUAAAAUUGUAAACAUGUAUGAUCUUGGUUUCAUGUGUUUUUGAAAGUGUUAUUGUUUAAAAAAUGAAAAAAGCAUAUCUGCUAAAGAGCUGUCAGUUUUCAUUACUGACUCUGUAAAAUACACUGUUCUUUGUGUACUGUGUGUUAUUUUGCCAGCUGCUGCAUUAGCCUUCAAAAGUAUUUGGAAACUUAAGAUGAACUACAUUUCUUGCAAAGUACAUUCCUUUCUGUGGUAUUUUGUCCUGUAACUGAAGUAUAGUAAUUAUUUUAUGGAAAUGUUAGCAAUUCUGUACCAACUUUGAAUAAAAUGAAAAAUUUAUA